This is a messenger RNA of Serendipita indica DSM 11827, 1035 nucleotides long. Lineage: Eukaryota; Fungi; Basidiomycota; Agaricomycetes; Sebacinales; Serendipitaceae. The record is from the annotation of a GenBank genome assembly.
AUGUCUGAGACUCAGAAGCGUCUCGUUGUAUCUAUUCUCGAGUUUUUGGAAGCAAGCAUUGCAGAUGGGACUGUCGGUGCUGAUGAUAAAGACGGCAUCGAGGUGGCCAUCCAAUGCAUUGGAGAAGCAUUCGGGGUGGACGCUUCAGAUGAAGCGACACGCCAACGAUUGAGUGUCAAACCCGCGACGCUCCCAAGCAUAUUCGACGUUUAUAUGAAGACAAAGGAAAGAAUGAAAGGAUCCCAAUCCACAAGCUCGAGUGCCCCCGCACCCCAAGCCGAGCGCUCGGGACCAUCCGCAGAGGAUAAAGCUGCGGCUGAGAAGCACAAGAUGAGUGGAAAUGCCAAGAUGAGCGGCAAGGACUACGAGUCGGCCAUCGCAGAGUAUUCGCAUGCAAUUGCUCUGGAUCCAGGCAAUCCUGUCUAUUAUUCUAACCGUGCUGCGGCCUACUCGUCCUCUGGAAAGCAUGACUUGGCAGUAGCCGACGCAGAAAAGGCCAUCGAAGUCGACCCAACGUUUGUCAAGGCCUACCACAGGCUCGGGCAUGCACACUACUGUCUCGAAGACUACGAAUCUGCGGCGUCAGCUUUCCAAAAGGGACUAGACCUUGAGCCAAACAAUGCAAGUCUGAAGAAUGGAAAGGAGAAUGCCCUUUCCCGUAUUACGUCUAAACCUGCAUCUUCGACUUCGGCCGGCACCUCGUCUCGAGGUGGCCCCAGCGCUGGAGGUGCAGGAGGCCCAGGGUUUGACGAGGUGCUUCGAUCCCUAAACGAGACUGGCGGGCCUGGAGGAAUGGAUUUUGCAUCCAUGAUGCAAAACCCAGCCAUUAUGAACAUGGCCCAGCAAAUGAUGGCGAAUGGUGGUCUUGAGAAUCUCAUGAGAAAUCCGGCCCUUAACACCAUGAUGAAUCGACUCCAGUCGGGGGGAGGCAUGCCUUCUAUGCAAGAGCUCAUGAGCGACCCGACUCUACGACAAAUGGCAGAAAGCUUUGGAGCUGGGCGAGGUGCUGGACGUGGAGGACCAGGUCCUCAGUAG